Brenthis ino (lesser marbled fritillary) is the source of this 198-nucleotide messenger RNA. NCBI's taxonomy places the organism in Eukaryota, Metazoa, Arthropoda, Insecta, Lepidoptera, Nymphalidae. The record is from the annotation of a GenBank genome assembly.
AUGGGAAGACAACGUAGAGUUUUGCUCCAGCACAGCAACGAUUUGGAGCCACUGCACGCUGCAGACUUUCUAUCGGCUGACUGGUUUAGUGGCGUGGAUUAUAUGUACGCAAGUACACAUAAAACACGUUUAGUAUCGGCCGAUAGAAAGUCUACAGUGUGCGGGGCUCUUAAUCAGGCUCAGACAUCUCUUGAUGAA